UGAGUGUUGAUAAUAGAAGUUUUACCAGAGCUUACAGAUUCACUAUUUCUUUAGGAAAAAAAGAUUUGCAAAUCGGCUAUUCAUAUGCUAUGCUAUUAUUAAUAAAACUGUAUCAUUCAUUGACAGAAUAUUUCAAAUAAAACUGACAGCCUAACAACAUUUGGAUGUGAAUGAAUAACAAAAUUAAUUGGAUUUUGUUACUAAGAUUUUUUCUUCAAAAAAAAACUGCUAUUUGCGUGAUAUCCUUUUAUUAAUAAAACAGUAUCAUUAAUUAACAGAAUAUUUGAAAUAAAACUGAAAGUACAACAAGAUUCGGAUGUGAAUAAAUAUUUAAAAAAAUGGAUUUUGUUUUCAACUUACUUCUUCCUUACUGAUAUGUGAUAUUCAUGCGUCAAGAGUACAAAAUGGAUUUUAAUAUCAGCAAUUUGAUAGUGCUGAUGACUGUUAUUUCAGCAAAUGUGCAUUGUCAGCAAAAUGGAACGCAAGACCAAGGUUACAGAAAGACGCUUAUAGAAGGUUUAUUUUUAGGAUAUGACAAUAGGCUUGCUCCUACGUCACCCGAAGAGGGAGCGACCGAAGUAACAAUUCAAAUAUUUUUAACAAGCAUUGAUACAAUAAGUGAAUCAAAUAUGGACUUUUCCCUCAGUAUGUUCCUGAGACAGAGCUGGGUUGACUCCCGGUUAAAUUUCACACCAAUCAAAGGAAUGCAAAAGCUUGAGUUAGAUACGACGUCAAUUUCAAAAGUGUGGAUUCCAGACCUGUUCAUGCCGACGGAGAAAAGGGCGUCGGUUCACCACGUGACUGUACCAAACAAAUUAAUGCAUGUGUAUCCGGAUGGAAAGAUACAAUAUAGUCUCAGGAUUUCUGCGACUAUAAAAUGCAACUUUGAUUUACGGAAGUUCCCAAUGGAUUCUCAGCAUUGUUUUGUAGAAAUGGAAAGUUAUGGUUAUACAACUGAAACACUUCGAUUUAAAUGGGAUAAAAAGUCAAUUAGCUCUCAGGGAGAUAUCAAGAUACCACAGUUUUACCUUAAUGACUUAACAACGAGCCAAUGUGAUAAGCUCUACUACGGAGUUGGAUACAGCUGCGUCCGGUUCGACAUAUACAUGCAACGAAGCGUGGGGUAUUACGUCACACAAGUCUUUAUUCCGAGUUAUUUGAUAGUGUUUCUAUCUUGGGUGUCAUUCUGGCUCGACAUAGACGCCGUUCCUGCACGGAUUUCUCUUGGGUUGCUCACAGUUCUUACUAUGACAACGCAAAGCGCCGGUGCAAGAAAUAAUCUACCAAAGGUGUCUUAUCUAAAAGCUAUUGAUGUAUGGAUGGCUGUCUGUUUGGGCUUCGUUUUCCUGGGCCUCGUUGAGUUUGCUUAUGUGAAUGUGUUAUCCCGUGUUGAAAAGCGACGUAAGAAAUCUACAAUUGGAAGUAUUGCCGUAGGCACAAUGAUGGCAGGUGUUGCUGCCAAAAAUGCAGUUCAUGCAUCGCCCGGUGGAUCUGAAAACAAAGAAUCGGAAGAUUCUAAAGUAACGCCCAAUGUAAAGCCAAAUUUCCUCAGUGCUAUGAAGAAAAUGAAGACGGUAAAUGCCGAUCAAGAAAAUGAUGGAGAAACUGUACAAGAAGACAUGCCAAAUGAAAAGCCAAACUUCCUGAAAGCUAUGAAAAAGAUGAAUUCUGUAACUGAUGAUGAAGAAAAUGUUGAACAUGAAACUGAAGUAAACAUAGAAAAAGAAAAGCCUACAUUUAUCAGCGCUAUGAAGAAGAUCAGUUUUACAAAUGGUGACCAAGAGAAAGGUGAAGCGGGCCAACAAAAUACAUCAAAGGAAAAGUCGAAAUUGCUCAAUCGCAUCAAGAACUUGGAUAUUCGAAGUGUUUUAAAUGCAGACAGAGAAAAGGCUCGCAAUGUAGACAGAAUUUCUCGUGUAUUAUUCCCAAUUAUGUUUUUGACUUUCAAUUUAGUUUUUUGGUUAACUUAUAUCUACUGGGAACCACAGAAAGACUAGAGGGACUAGUUAUGCAAAAGGGAAUACGGGACAAACACACAUGGUUAAAGAGCGAAAAAAGGUGUUUAGAAUUAUAGGUUUGUUUGUCUUUUUGUUUGAACCCGUGACCUGUUGAAACAACAUGAUAAGCCUAUGCCACCAGUAUUCUAAAAGAACUUUCCCUGACAUGCGUGUAAUUUGGUCGUUUUUUGUAAAUCCCCUUCCGCGUAGCAUAAGAUAAUUUUCAAAAAUGUAAACAAAGGGACAUUUUUUAUGAUUGUUUGUUUUCAUUAUGUUUGUUAUGUUUUUUAAGUUGUUGUUGUUUUUUUUUUAAACUACAUGCCUCCAGAUGUGGCAAACUAUUUUAAGAAAAUCAAACUUGAUAAAAACUUAUUAAACUUUUAAGACCAAAAUUCAAUUUAAACAUUGUGUGUGAUUAGUGACUAAUUUUGCAGUAUUUAUCACCAUGUUUCUACUGUGUGACGUACUUAGUAAGGAUUAUUUCUGGUAAUUUACGUGUUGCAAUGUGUUUAUUUUUAUUCAGAAUAUUUUACGUUUGUAGAAUUUUCAUGUCUGUAGAAGGCUUGCUGCUUUAAAUGGUAACUUG
Messenger RNA from Ruditapes philippinarum (Manila clam), 2583 nucleotides. RefSeq names its product glycine receptor subunit alpha-4-like. The record is from RefSeq and is a predicted model, not a curated record. Bases 387 to 1997 code for a protein of 536 amino acids. The transcript has 13 exons. Gene Ontology annotation, molecular function: extracellular ligand-gated monoatomic ion channel activity; transmembrane signaling receptor activity; neurotransmitter receptor activity. Gene Ontology annotation, biological process: nervous system process; chemical synaptic transmission; chloride transmembrane transport. Gene Ontology annotation, cellular component: neuron projection; membrane; synapse. Lineage: Eukaryota; Metazoa; Mollusca; Bivalvia; Venerida; Veneridae.